ACAUCACUAUAAAAUUUACUUAAGUGUACAACGUUUUGCCCGUGCACUUUCCGCCAUUUUGUCUUAACAACUUGUCCGGAGCAAAACGGUGAGUAACCCACCGCUCAUUUUCGGUGAAGAAUUUAUUACGUUGAGUGGCAUGGUCCAUUUUUGUCAAAUAUACUAUUAAGUAGGUCAGAUCCUCUAACACUGAACAAUCGAAACAUCGACACGCGCAUUGAUUUCGGAGCAUUAUACGCUGGUAUUUCAGUAAUACUUAAAGCGGCGUGAAGGAUUUAUGGUGUUUCGGGUUGCGAGCGAGAAGAAUCAGAUUUAAUUUAUCUUUUCGUGCGAAUCACAUUAAAGAUUGAUUUACAGAUUAAUAACACAAUGAGUUCGGGGAAGAAAAUAAUAAAGAAAUUGUUGAAGAAAGCGAGAAACCAAGAAAGAAAUUGGACUUUCUGCGAUAAAUUUCGCACCAUGUAUCCCAUUUUAAGGUCCAUAUUGAAGAAUUUAUCGUAUACGGAUCUUAAAAGCUGUUCGCGUGUCUGUCGCUCUUGGAAUAUUGUGGCAACCAACUUGAUGAGAGAAAAAAUAUUGUUCUCCUGUUACCGCAAGAAUUUCUCACAGGGAGAACGAAAAUUUCUUUUGUCUUCAGAUGGAAUGAAAUUAAUCAAAAGAGAUUUCAUGCAAUCGAUCAUGAUAUUCCAAGUACAUCGAUUAAUUAUAUUUCAGAAGAUUUUAACUGAUGUUAAUUAUCAUAAUGAGUACUAUAACAAGAACACCGUUAAAUUAAACGGAUAUGGAUCGUACUCAAAAUAUGUAAUUUCCUCUUCAAUAAAUCCAUCACGUGUACUAGACAAACUUCCCGAAGAACCUAAAUGCACGGUGAUAAUGUUCCCAUCAAUUUCUGGUUUGAAAAUCUUACCACUGCUUCAAUCAACGGAUGACUGGUUACACAAUAAUCGAAAAUUCAACACGAAGAACAUCUUGGGAUUCUUUAACAUCCCUAAAAAAGAACUAAAAUGCCUGUUACUGUUUGCAGAACCAUCGCUGAUGAUAAAAAUCCUGACAAGCAAAUUACCGAGGAGUUACAUCAUCGGUGUAAUUCAGAACUCUCUCCCCACCAAUUUUAAGGGAAUUGCUUUCUGUGGCGAUAGGGUGUGUACGUGUUGUUACGUUGUUACGAAAACAAACUAUAAUGCCAGAUACAUAAAACCGAAAAACAUCAACAUGAGUAACUGCGUUGGUAUGAUUUUUAUUAAUACUUCUUUCUACGAGUGGAGGGAAAAGGGGUAUGUUGUGAAAGAGCAUCUGAAGAAAGAUUUUCCUAAAAUUCAUUUCUCUGUAUUUUAUGAAAAUCAUAAUUUCAAACGGUAUAUGAUAGAUAAUGAAGUGAGUUACGAAAAUUAUAUACUUUGUAACAGAUUUGUGAAAAUUAUAUUGCUUUGGAUCGCCGAAUAAACUCGAAUUUCUUGUAAUUCAAGGGCCAUUCUAGAUGAAAUGUUAUAAUUAUAUUAAUUAAGUCUCCGUUCGAUCGGUUGGGAUAGGGCACAAUUUAAUGUCGAUUUGAUGUCAUUACUUCGGUUUAAUAGUAAGAAAUUCGAAAUAAUGACGUGAAAUUUACGCAAAUAUUUACACUACUCCAACCAAUCGAACAGACGUAAGAGAGCUGCAAUUCAUACAGCAUAAAAUUUACUAGGUGAAAUUAUUUGCUGAAAACUACUCUCCAUUAUGUGUUUAAUAUUACUGUAUUAACUAAAAUUUAAUUGUUUUUUGUGAAUUUUUUAUUUACUUUUCGAUUGGAGUGUAAACAAUCUUCGUCCUUUCAGAAGCGUGAUAUCUCUUAAAUUUUGUUAUUCUGCUCACUAAUUUUUACAUGUUCCCAAUAUAAAUUGCAAAAAAUGUAUAUAAUAAUGUGAGUAUGUAAUUCGAUAUUACAAUCUGUAAAUUUUUGUAUGUAAUUAUGUGUAUAUCAAUAAAGAG
Molecule: messenger RNA, 1965 nt
Organism: Centruroides sculpturatus (bark scorpion)
Lineage: Eukaryota; Metazoa; Arthropoda; Arachnida; Scorpiones; Buthidae
Exons: 3
Coding region: 370-1443 (357 amino acids)
Molecular function (GO): protein binding
Source: RefSeq, a predicted model, not a curated record